AUGUUUCGCCAUGUUUAUGUCCUCUCUUUGUUAGUACUCCUAGCAAUCAACACCGUUUCAGCAGUGGACUAUGCUGUCACCAACAGAGCCAGUGAAACUGCUGGUGGAGCCCGAUUCACCGGGGACAUCGGGAUCGAUUACAGCAAGCAAACACUAGCUUCUGCUACAGAUUUCAUAUGGAGGACCUUCCAACAAACUAAUGCUGCAGACAGAAAAGAUGUUCAGACAGUCAACUUGUUCAUAGAUGUCAUGGAUGGUGUUGCCUACGCAAUAAAAAAUGAAAUCCAUGUUAGCAACAAUUAUCUAGGAAACUAUUCAGGUGAUGUCAGAAGUGAAAUCACUGGGGUACUUUACCAUGAAAUGACACACAUAUGGCAAUGGAAUGGUAAUGGACAAGCCCCAAGUGGACUAACUGAAGGGAUUGCUGAUUUUGUAAGGUUGAAGGCAAAUUAUGCACCUAGUCAUUGGGUGCAAGCAGGGCAGGGUGACAGGUGGGAUCAAGGGUAUGAUGUUACAGCUAAAUUUUUGGACUACUGUAAUGAUCUUAGAAAUGGGUUUGUUGCUGAGCUUAACAUGAAGAUGAGGACUGGUUAUAGUGCUCAGUACUUUGUUGAUCUGCUAGGGAAGACGGUUGAUCAGCUUUGGAAUGACUACAAGGCCAAGUAUGGACAAUAG
This is a messenger RNA of Dovyalis caffra, 675 nucleotides long. The record is from the annotation of a GenBank genome assembly. NCBI's taxonomy places the organism in Eukaryota, Viridiplantae, Streptophyta, Magnoliopsida, Malpighiales, Salicaceae.